Messenger RNA from Lycium barbarum (goji berry), 525 nucleotides. RefSeq lists its product as uncharacterized. Lineage: Eukaryota; Viridiplantae; Streptophyta; Magnoliopsida; Solanales; Solanaceae. Bases 1 to 525 code for a protein of 174 amino acids. The transcript has a single exon. The record is from RefSeq and is a predicted model, not a curated record.
AUGCAUAAAGUGCAGAUGCUUCAUAAACAACACAAGUUCUUUCUGAUAGCUUUAAUGGAACCAUUCCAACAUUUUAAACGCAUACAACAGCAUAAGAGGAAACUUGGUAUGCAGUAUGCAAAUUUUAACUGCAAUGGUAAAAUAUGGUUUUUUGUUAAUGAUAAUAUAGAUAUGGAUAUUCUAGAGACUACUGAGCAACAGAUCACUAUCAAAUUGUAUUUCCAUGAUAUGGAUAAAACUAUGGUAGUCAAAGUAGUCAAUGCAAAAUGUGAUGCUACUGAUAGAUUAGCUCUAUGGGAUAGUCUGUAUUGUAUGUCUAAUGGGAUGACAUCACCUUGGCUAUUAGGAGGUGACUUUAAUGUGAUCAUGAAUGAGGACGAGAGGAUUGGUGGGCUACUUCUUUAUCCUCAGGAAUAUGAAGACUUUACUUUUUGUAUUAAUUCUUGUGAGUUGUCAGAAAUUAGCUUCAAAUGUAGUCCUUUUACAUGGUGGAAUGGAAGAACUAAUAAGGAGUGUAUUUUUUAA